UUUUCCGGGUGUCUUUGUGACACAAUACAAACAGCCAAAGUGGAUAACGUAAAGAUUGAAGAUUUGGUGGACUCCGAUCCCGAUAUCGAGUUUAUUGAAAAGGACAGCGGCAUGUCGUCGUUAGGCGGUAGCAAGGAUGAAACUCCCGAAAGAAAGACUGUGGCCACUACCAAUGAACCCACAGUAACAGAGGAAAAUUAUGAUGAUGAACCCGAUGAGACAUUGGGUGAACGCAUUAUGGGCCUGGCAGAAAUGUUCCCACAACCAUUGCGAGACUUUACUGGUGGCCUUGUUAACUUCACAACCAGCAGCAUCAAGGGCCUGUACAAGUUUUCAUGUAACGCAUCAUGGAUAUUCUUUACCAGUUCCGUGAUACUCUUUGCUCCAGUCAUAUUCGAAACAGAACGUGCCCAAAUGGAAGAAAUGCAAAAGACACAACAGAAACAGGUCCUACUGGGACCCGGAUCUGCGAUGUCAGCUGUUGGAGAAACGCCAGCAUUGCCAUUAAUACGAUAAAUUAUUUUUUAUUAAAUAAUAAUAAUAAUAAAGCAAUUAUGUUAAGACAAGUUUUCAAAAUGUAAUAGCAAUGAGAAUAUAAUACUACUUCACAACAGAACAAAAACAAAAUCACAACCAAAAACCCCACAACAACAACAAACAUCUUAAAAAAAACAAGUGUGCUAUAUUUGUAGUAAAGAGACCCGACAUCAUGUUCCCCGGGACUGGGAGAUGUGGGUGUCCGUUUCUUUUUUGGAGAAUUUUUAAACAAUGUUUAAAAUGUGCAUUAAAUUUCUUUUGCCAUUUUUCGGUAGAAUUUCGUCUGUAAUGGCAGCAUUUGUUUUUAUAUUUAAUAAAUACUAUAAAAUUUAAAAAAAAAUCUAUAAAGAAAUAAACAAAUUUAAUAAAUAUUAUAGUCGUUUAUAGAACACAAACCUAUAAACUUAGUUUGUUAAUAAUAAAUACAAAAAUUAAAAACCAAUCCAAAUCUAUUGCAUAGUCAAGUCAAUAUGAGAUAAAUAAAUAAAUACAUUACUCCGAGUAAACAGCGGUGUAAAGAAAAACAAUCAAUAACUUGUAAUAAUCAUUUUCACGAUAUCCUUCAAAAAUAGCGAAAAUUUCGAAACGUAAAUAGACGAUGUAGUAAAUUUUGCGAAAAUUAUUAACGACAAAUUUGUGAUGAAGAUUUGAACUAAAUACGAGAUUAUUCGAAUUGCUGAAGUUUAGUCCCCAUCUCCAUGGUGUGGGGGCAACAAAUGUCUUCAAAUAGCAAAGCUUAAAUAAAAUUUUAUGCAUAAAGUUUUAUAA
Molecule: messenger RNA, 1305 nt
Organism: Musca domestica (house fly)
Lineage: Eukaryota; Metazoa; Arthropoda; Insecta; Diptera; Muscidae
Product: mitochondrial import receptor subunit TOM22 homolog
Exons: 3
Biological process (GO): intracellular protein transport
Cellular component (GO): mitochondrial outer membrane
Source: RefSeq, a predicted model, not a curated record